AUGACUCGCAUUCAUUUAUCGUCCUUAGUAAUUUUUAUGACUAUUUUAUUUGUUGCCAAUGCCCAAUGGUUUAUUAUAAAAAAAGGUUAUCCAUCAAGUUCAAUGAAUUAUCCAAAUCCUGGUAAAAGAAGCGUAGCCAAUGAAAAAUUAAAAUUAUUAAAUAUUGAUUGUUCUGUCCCAUAUUCAUAUCGCAGUUCGCAUGAAGAAAAAACUGCCUGGAUAUUAUCAUGUAAUUAUGAAAAAUCUCCAUUAACAAUAAUCAAAGAUUCAUCAUCAUCAUCAUCAUCAUCUAGUUCCGAUAGUAUUGAAGAUGAAUUAUAUUCGGUACGCCGGCUUAUUGCUCAAGAUCGAAGGACUGUACGUUCUAGUCCACCUUACUUUCAUGAGCAUCCUGAUUUGUUCAAUAGAUGA
This is a messenger RNA of Rotaria socialis, 411 nucleotides long. NCBI's taxonomy places the organism in Eukaryota, Metazoa, Rotifera, Eurotatoria, Philodinida, Philodinidae. The record is from the annotation of a GenBank genome assembly.